AUGAAGCUCUACAUUGCGGCUGCAUUGACACUUCAAACUAUUAGCGUUGCUGCUCAGACAAACGCAAUUUGUCAGGGUUUCGACGGCGCCACACCAGGAGACGCCCAAUGGGCGGCUCUUAAUAGGAAGGCUGACUUACAUUUGGGUCCAAAAGGACUCUGGAACGGACGUAUCGUAACCUGCAGGGACUACGGAGGGCGUGCCCGAACCGUCUUUGCCUUUUGUCGCUCGGAUUCAUAUAGAGAAUAUACGACAAAGUUGGAGAGGGGUUUUGUAGCUUGUGGGUCGCCAGGUUGGAAAGGCUGUUUUGUCUGUUAG
Molecule: messenger RNA, 318 nt
Organism: Colletotrichum truncatum
Lineage: Eukaryota; Fungi; Ascomycota; Sordariomycetes; Glomerellales; Glomerellaceae
Source: RefSeq, a predicted model, not a curated record